Lachnellula hyalina is the source of this 1371-nucleotide messenger RNA. RefSeq lists its product as uncharacterized. Bases 1 to 1371 code for a protein of 456 amino acids. NCBI's taxonomy places the organism in Eukaryota, Fungi, Ascomycota, Leotiomycetes, Helotiales, Lachnaceae. The record is from RefSeq and is a predicted model, not a curated record. The transcript is spliced from 2 exons.
AUGUCGGCCAACGAUGCCACACAUAAUGGCAUAAUUGUCCCUGCGGAUGGUCAGAAUACAGAUACCAUGGGAAAACUAGCACACGCAGUACUGGACGAUAUCGUGUAUAACAUAAUCCACGACAUAGUGCUCAAAGCACAUCGGGAAGAAAAGAUGGCAAGGGCAUCGACUGCAGCUACUCUUGUCGAGCAAAAAGCUAUACGAGAAGCACCUCUCUCGGACGAUCCCACAGUUUCGGCUACACGACCUCCCAUAAAAGUCGAGACAGAGACUGCGAUAUACGACAGCGGAGAGGUGUAUAUAAAAGGCAAUCCGAUGAAAACUACGACCGAAAUAAUCUGUCCGAAAUGCCAUCUCCCUCGACUUCUCUACCCAACCGACGGUAAUGGGGCACGCAAACCAGAACCUGGGGUAGAAUACUGCAAGAAGCGUCCCUAUAUAGACAAACCUUACCACGACAUCUACGGGCAGACCUUCCAAAUGGAAGGGCCCGGCCGCGGCAAGAAAAAGAAAGAUAUGGUCAACCCACUCCUGCAAACCGCCAAAGAAGGCACACCCUCGGGUAGCCAAGAUUCGCCCAACCCGUCCCCCCCACCCGGCGAAGGGCCCCCCAAACCCAUCUCCUUUCCACACGCCAAAUGCCAUAACUGCAACACCUUUCUCCCCAUAAAACGCAUGAACAACCACAUGAUAAAAUGCAUUGGGGGUGGGGGCCGUGACUCCUCCCGUCAAGCGCUCCUCAAGAUCCAAAACAACGGCACCUCAUCCAACAGCCAAAGCCAGAACGGAUCCACGCCGCCCGCCUCACGAACCGGAACUCCAGCGCCAUCCCCAAACAAACGCCAAGCGGGCGACGACUUUGAUAGCGAUUCAAGCCCGCAGAAGAAGAAGAAGGUGCUUAAGAAGACGGCGGCUACCAAGUUAAAGGCACCGAAGAUGGCGCGGAGUAAUAGUCAGAUGUCAAGCUCGAAUUUGAGUUUUGAGCAGAAGGCUCCUAAUAGCGAGGACGACGAUGAUGGGGAGGAUGAGGCAGAUGGCGAAUAUGGGACUGUGGUCGUUGAACCUACGAAAAAGAAAGCUGCUGCGAAUAAACCCCUGGGUAAGAAAAUGAGCAAUGGUACGAAUGGUGGUGAGAAGAAGAAGAAAUGGUUACAUGGCGGCAAAAGCGGCGUGAAAGGGAGUGCAGGAACACCGAUUGUGCCGGGCGCGACGCCUACGAGUCUAAAACUGAAAAUUAAACCAGGUGGCUUGGAGACGAAGGUCUUGCCGCCGAAGAGUGUCGUUCCUGCCAAGACGGCGCCGAAUGGCAAUGGGAAUGGGAAGAGCAGAGCGGAGUCAGAGUCAAGUCAGACGUUAUCGAGUCCCAAUUAA